This is a messenger RNA of Macrosiphum euphorbiae (potato aphid), 1077 nucleotides long. NCBI's taxonomy places the organism in Eukaryota, Metazoa, Arthropoda, Insecta, Hemiptera, Aphididae. The record is from the annotation of a GenBank genome assembly.
AUGUCAGAUAGUUCGGAAAUACGUACAUCGGAUUCCGAUGAUGAAUUUAUCAUGGAUAUGUUGUAUCAUCUACCAAGACCAAGGCUUUUCCGAGGUAGAUCAAAUCCUCUAGAAGAAUUUGAUGAGUUUGAUUUUAAAUGCCGUUUUAGGCUUUCAAAAGAAAGUUUUGGUGUCUUAAUGCAUCUUAUUGUUCAAGAUGUUAAACACGAAACAAAAAGAAAUGUUGCACUGUCUCCAGAAGUACAAGUGUUAAUAACUCUUCGUUAUUAUGCUACUGGAACAUUUCAAGCAGUUAUUGGUGAUCAUAUCAGAGUUAAUAAAUCUACUGUAUGUAGAACUAUUAAAAGAGUUUCAACUGCUAUUGCUCGUCUUUACCCUCAGUUUAUAAACAUGCCUCGGACCGCACAUGAAAGAAGUAUUGUUCAAACAGGGUUUUAUAAAACAAGAAAUUUCCCACGGGUUAUUGGUGCUAUAGACUGCACUCAUAUACGGAUACAGUCUCCUAAUAGUGAUAUUGGUGAACGGUUUCGUAACAGAAAAGGGUAUUUUUCUUUUAAUGUUCAGGUUAUAUGCAACAGUAAUAUGGAAAUUAUGAAUAUCGUUUCUCGAUGGCCAGGAUCUGUUCAUGACAGUACGAUUUUUGACAAUUCUUUAGUCAGAGCAAAGUUUGAAAAUCAUGAAUAUGGGAAUAAUGUUUUUUUGAUUGGGGAUGGUGGUUAUCCAUGUCGAAAUUAUUUAAUGACUCCACUCUUAAACACGAGUACACAAGCAGAAGAAAAUUAUCAAAGAGCACAUAUUGCUACAAGGAAUGUUAUUGAAAGGGUCUUUGGUGUAUGGAAAAGAAGAUUUCCUGUUCUAGCUGUUAGAAUACUCACCCAGCUUAGUACAUCUAUGAAGACUAUUGUCGCCACCGCUGUAUUAUAUAAUAUGUUAUUACAACAACGGGAUGAAAUGCCACAUAAUGAAGAGCCAAUUAGACCAGAGUUCUUACAUGAAUUUAAUGCAAAUCCCAUAAGACAGACUGGAAAUUUAGUCAGACAUACCUUGUUAGAAAGAUUGGCAAUUUUGUUAGCAUAG